AUCGUAGAUUUUUAUUAAAUGUAAAGUAUAUAGAAUACUGUCUCUGAUGUGCACACCCACGUUCAAUAUCAGCGUACAUAGCGUAACACACGACAUACAUACUCAUCUUUACCGCGACGGCGUAGAAGAGUUACAAUCAGUUGUGUUGUCGCCCAAGAUAUUUGCUUUUGAAGAGGGUGGUGGGUGAGUGGGUGAGUGUAGGUGGUGGAAAGAAAUGGGAAUGCGCACGCCGGCCACUAUACUGAUCAGUACUCGCCUAAACUUGCUGGCAUAUACUCACAAUAUAUAAAUUCAUUAAAUAAAACAACGUAAAAGAGGACAUUAAUUAAUAUCACCUUAAUAUAUACCUCCGUUUUUAAUAAUUAGUAUAGUAUAAAGUUAUAAAAAACUUUGUUAAUUUAUAUCAAUCAAAAUCAAUUAUAAAAAAAUUAAUAAAAACAUAGUAAGAAUUUUACAUUCGAUGGAAUGUAUUUUAUUCAGUUAUACAUGUGAAGAAUAAUUUUCCAAAUGAAAAAUGUCGGAAUUUGAUUGGUGUUAUGUGUGAGUGUUGGUUGGUGUUUCUGGCUGUGUGCUAGGUCACAUAUGAUGCAAAGAGUCUCGGUGGUUUGGGAUCGAUUGAGCAGGCUUUUCUAAUAACGACUAUUUUAUAUACAUAAAAAACUAAAUUUUAAACUAUCAUUUGAUAAAAAAUAUAAUGUUAAAUAUAACAUUGAAAAAUUAUUUAAAUAACGAAUGAAGAGAAAAAAAGAAAAAACUAAUCAACUUAAUAUUGAUGUUGUGAUGCAACGUCAUUCACGUCAUCACCAUCAUCAUCAUCAUCACCAUCACCAUCAUCAUCACCAUAAUCAUCAUACAAAUCGUAGAAGAAUACAUCGUCAACGAUAUAAUCAACGAAGAAUUUGGAAACAAAUAUAUCAUUCAAAAUAUUCUAUAUCAUCUGAAGAAAGUCAAACACCAUUAGAAGAAGAAGAAAAUGAACAUUUAAAUAAACGAAUGAUAAAACAGUGGAAAAAUAACCAUGAUGAUAAUGAUGGUGGUAAUAGCAGUAGUCAUGGUGGUAUUAUUGAUACAAAUGAUAACAAUAAAAUUAAUAAUAAAAUUGAAAAACGACCAAAAGUUAAUCCAAUAUUUCUAUGGACAUUGCAAAAAGAACAAAAAAUCAUUGAGGUACGAUGUGAAGAUUAUGAUAAAAGAAAUAGAAUUAAAUUAACUAAAACAGCUCAUGGAUGGCGUUCAAUACCAAGAACAUUAUCAAAUGGUUACGACAGUUCAUGUUGUCGUGAAUCAAAUGAUAAUUAUUCAACAUCAACGAUUAAUAAUUUAUCAUCAUCUUCAUUAUCCUCAUCAUCAUUAUCAUUAUCAUCAUCUUCAUCUUCAUCAUCAUCGUCAAUGUUAUCAUCAUCUUGUUCAUCGAAUUCAUCAUCAUCGUCAUCUUGUUCAUCAAAUAACAUGAAAUCAACAAUGACAAGUCAAACAUCAUUUAAUGAAAAAAAUGGAUUGACAAGAAAACAAAAUAUUAUAUCUAAAAAUAAUAUAAAAUUGAGUAUAUUGAAUAAUAAUAAUAAUAAUAAUAAUAAUAAUAAUAAUAAUAAUAAUAAUAAUAAUAAUAAUAAUAGUAGUAAUGAUAAUAAUAUUGCAGAAAAUGAUGAUGAUGAUUAUGAUAAUAAUGACAAUGAUAUUGAUGAUGAUGAAAUUCAUGGUAAAAGACAAAAACGUUUUAGACUAAUUGAUAUAAAUAAAGUUAAAAAAGAUAGAUUACUUCAACCAAGAGUUAUGCUUGAACCUCUUAAAUAUUCUCGUCUUAAUUGUAAAGAUAAAUUUGAUAUUGAAGUUAGAAAAUUGAAUGAAGAUAUUGAAAUGAUUGAAGAAGAAAAAGAAAAAGAAAAUGAAAUAGUAAAUGAAAAAAAUAAUAAUACUGAAGAAAAUUUAAAUACAACAAGCAUAAAUGAUAAGAAAAAAAUUGAAAAUGAAGAUGAUGAUCUUGAUGAAAUUGAUGAAGAUGAUAUCAAUGAUAAAGAAUUAAAUGAUGAAUUAUUAGAUGAUGAAUGUGCCACAGUUUUUGAAUAUGAAGAUCGUGAUUCUGAUGAUAUGAUUGAUGAUAAUAUAAUCAAAAAUGAUAAUAUAAACAAUUUCAUAAACCAAAAAUCAAAUGUUGUGAUUAAAGAAGAAAUAACAAUUGAAGAUGAUAUUAAUGAUAAUAAUGAUGAUGAUAAUGAUAAUUUUAUAAAUAAUGAUAUUCCGGGUUUAAGACCAAUUGAUAAUCAAAAUUUUGUAUAUGCUGAUGAUCAGGAUGAUGAUGAUGAUGAUGUUAAUAAUAAAAUAAUAGAAGAUGUUAAAUGUAAAAAUUUGGAUAGACUAUUACCAAGUCCACCAUGUACAGUGACAUGCUCAGAUGAUGCAUUACAAUUAACAAAUUCACCAUCAUCAUCAAUGUCACUAUUAUCACCACAAACAGUAAAACGUAAAAAACGUUCAGCACCAGGUUUAAUUGAUAUAAAAUCAGGUGUAUUUCGUGGUCCUGAAAUGGAACAUCCAGCAAUACAAUUAAGAGAAUUAAUUAAUAAUUCAAAUUAUACAAUACCAGAUCCACUUUUAGUACCAAGAUAUAAAUUACCAUCAUUAGUUGCAUUUCCAUCAAUUGAAAUACCAAGAUUAUUAAUAACAAGACCAGAAUUAAGACUACCUGAUGCUCUUAGUAAACCAGAACUUUUAACUGAUCCAGAUUUACUUGUUAUAACAUUAUCACAUUUACAAAAAAUUCUUGAUGAACAAUUUUUUAUAAUAUUUAAUAAAAAAAUUAUCAAAAAAGAUUUUAAUAAUUAUGAAAUUCAAGAACCGAAUUGUGUAACUUGUAAUGUUAAUGAAUAA
Messenger RNA from Aphidius gifuensis, 2868 nucleotides. RefSeq lists its product as uncharacterized. NCBI's taxonomy places the organism in Eukaryota, Metazoa, Arthropoda, Insecta, Hymenoptera, Braconidae. The record is from RefSeq and is a predicted model, not a curated record. The transcript has 2 exons. The coding region runs from base 733 to 2868 and encodes 711 amino acids.